GGAAAUGAACAGGGAAGUGAAACUCGAGGAUAAGAUCAGCGUACAGCCAAGAACACAAUCUCCGGAGCUUGAUCAGUCCUCUCGGAGAAACCGGGCGCACUGUGUGGACAUCCUCCAAGGUAGGUUCUCUGGUGAUACCAAAUAUACUCUGGGGGCAACUCACUAAAUUGAAAUUUGUAGCAAACAGUAAACUGAAUUUAUUCAAUAUUGGCCAAAGGAUUCCUGCUGGAAAUAUAGGGCAGCUGGGGGAAAAGAUGUCUAAUUCAUUUUCCUGGGCCUGCAUCUUACAUUUCACCAGAAUUCCCUGUUUACUGAAUAAGACCCUGCUGUCUAUCGGAAUCUGCAAACGGUCAGCCAUUUUGAAAGCAGAGAAGAUGAUUUCGCUUAUGGCCUACAGGUUUAUUUGCCAAACGGUGAACUACAGUCAAUCAGCAACGAUAUUUCAUCAAUUUAACUUACAAUUUCAUUCCAGCUCCAGCUAUUUAACCAAGUCAGCCAUCAAUGCACUAUAAUUUACUAUUUAGUAAAUACGCCCUUGUUAUUACCAUAUCGAUGACAAUCCAUAGCGUCAAGCGUCAGUUUCUAACUGAACAAAGACAGAUGGAAAAUAGUUUUUUGGAACGCAUUCUGCUCUGAAAUCCCCCACAUUUUGGGGAGGAUGAGAUAAGCAUUUGCCCUAUUUGGGUGAGAUUUGUUUUGGGCUUCAACUCCCAAUUAUAUUAUUGUAUAUGUAUUAUUUACAGCUUAAUAAAUGCUAAAUGCUGGGCGAUAUAAACGCCAUAUUAUAUUGUUAGAAUUUAUUCAUAAUUGGGGACAUUUAUUGAAGUGAUUCUAACAGAAAAGUGGCACAAUGGUCUUCAUGUGGAGCAACGUGAUGCUAUUGGUUUCCAUGGUAACUGCUCCAAACGUCUGCUUUACAUAAUGGCAGCUCGGAAGGCAAGCAGUGGUAUUUGCAGGCGUGUAUAUCUCAUGAUUGAUAAUAACUAAUUCCAAAGAACCCCUACUAAAAGAGGAAAAAAGGAAAUAAGAAGUCCCUAAAAAUUAAAAAAAUAAAUGAUAAGGAACGUUUAUUCAAAAUUUCACAAUUCUUUUAUUGAAAUCAUAAAAAGAAAAUAGUUUGUCCAAUUUUGAAUAAAAGUUUCUUAUCAUUUUUUGGGGGGACUUGCUCAUUUCCAUUGUUUCUCUUUUAGUAGGCAUUCUUUGGAAUUAGUUAUUAUUAUCCAAUGCUCUAUGGGUUAUGCCCUUGCAAGCUCCCCAACGCGACCUAUUGAUCUUCUAUAUCAGGGGUUCCCAAACCCAGUCCUCAAGUACCCCCUACCAGUCCAGGAUUUAGGGAUUACCCUGUUGUGUCUAAAGCAGGCCUGUCCAACCUGCGACCCCCCAGAUGUUGCUGAACUACAACUCCCAUGAUUCCCUGGCGAUCUGUUUCAUUGAAAGAAUCAUGGGAGUUGUAAUUCAGCAACAUCUGGGGGGAGGGGGGGGGGGGCGCAGGUUCGACAGGCCUGGUCUAAAGUGUGUUUUUUUGUGUGUUUUUAAAAAAAACUGGGUAAUCCCUAAAUCCUAGACAGUUAGGGGGCACUUGAGGACUGGGUUGGGAACCCCUGCUCUAUAGGGGUCAGUUUAUAUAUUAUUUGUAUAUCUUAUAGUGGAUACGACCAGGGUUAUAGGAGCAUUGUCAGCAAUUCAAAGGAAAUAAAAAAUUUUUUAAAAUUACUGAAUUUGGUAAAUUCUCCAAGUCAGCUAUGAAUGACAGUUCCACUAUUUUGGUGUGAAAUUCGGGACAAUUCUCAUUUUAGUAAAUAAGUGUGUAAGUCUCCAUAUAGCAUACAGCAUUCACAAAACCCUGAGCUGGUUAACGCUGUUUGAAAAAGAAGAGAACACAAUGUGGUCCAUUUUUUUAAGGUUUUACUAGAGGACACCUGAGGCUAAGUGCUUCAUUUGCAGCAAUUAAAUGAAACACCCCAUUGGUUUCCAUGGUAAAUGCAUGAAAUGUAGCACUUUGUACUAGAAACUCGCCAUUAUGACAAUAAAGGAAUCAUGUAUCUGAGCCAGUGUGUUGUGUUUUCUGUAUUGUGUUGUGUGUUCAAUGUAGUAUGUUUUGUGUGUUCUCUGUUGUGUGCUCUGUUUUGUGUUGUGUGGUUUGUUUUGGUUUCUGUUUAAUGUAGUAUGUUGUGUGUGUUGCGUUCUGUUCUGUUUUCUGUAUUGUGUUUUGUGCUCUGAGUUUCUGUUGUCACAUUAAGCUAAUUUUGUCAUUCUCUCAGUUUUUUGGUAGAAAUGCCUCGACAUAUUGUCCUGCUCUCUGUGCUGCUGUUAUUCGUCUUUGGCUCGAUUCAUUCACAGACCAGUGUGUGCCCAGCAGUAAAUGGCAAGAAUGGCAUUCCGGGUCGCGCAGGAAGACCUGGACAGAAAGGAGACAGGGGGGAUCCCGGUAUGCUCGAGGGGGAGGUUUACAAAAUGAAUGUUCCUAAUACUGAUUUAAUUAUUAAUGAUACAUUGUCACUGGGUACAUUUAGAUUGAAGUUCAUUACACCAUCUCAGCUAUACACCAAUUCGCACUAGCAUUGUAAUCUCUGUACUAACUACAUACAUCUAGUAACCGUUUUAUGUAGCACACAGGUGAAAAAAGGAUAUAAAAAAAAAAAAAAAUACAAAAGCUCUCUUAGAAAAUUGCAGACCCACCAGGAAAUGCAUCAAGUCCUCAACAUUCGGGGCCACCAAGAAAUGGUCCUAGCACCAGAGGUCAAGAACUCGGAUUAAGGGCUCACAAGUAAAGUCACAAACACAGUUUUUCACAGGGGACAUAAAUGAUAGGGGUGCUAAACUAUGAAGUGUUAGGGAUAGUUUAGGGGGGUUGACAAAAAAGUCAGUACUGAGAACACAGGAAGUAUGAAGAGGAUAAUAGAUAUUAAUAUUUGUUGUCUCUUUUCCCAGGUGCGAUGAUCAGAGGAUAUGACUUCACUGCAACAAAGGGUGAUCCAGGAGACCCAGGUGUGACUGGUGAACCUGGCCGUGAAGGUAGUGUUGGUCCAAUAGGGUCUCCUGGAGCUCCAGGAAAUCAAGGUCCUAAGGGGCCCAAAGGAGCAGUAGCCAACAUGGCAAUUCAAAAACGCCCAGCAUUCUCAGCAGAAGACCCCAAAGUGGAUAAAAAUGGCAAGACAGUGGUCUUUAGUAAGAUCAUAACCAACCAAGAAAAUAUGUACAACAAAGACACAGGCAAAUUCACAUGUGCUGAACCAGGGUACUAUUAUUUUACAUUCCAGGUGGUGGGCAAUGGGGAUCUCUGUCUGUAUAUUAACACCAACAUCCCCGGUAAAGACAACCCCCUCCUUAGUUUUUGUGACGUCAAUUCAAAGAAAUUUCACCAGGUGAAUUCUGGGGGGACGGUUCUUUUUCUGAAUAAAGGUAAUCAGGUGUGGAUUGAAACAAAUGAAAAAAGUAAAAAUAUUGCAACUGGCGAGGACAUCAGCAGCGUAUUCAGUGGAUUUCUCAUUUUUCCUCUUAAAGAUGGAGCCUCGUAGAGAAAGGAAACAUUAAGUCUCACAUUAUAGCAAGGGGGACACAGGCCGUAAAGAGAUUAUCUGAUUUAUCUCACUGAAAGUUUAGCAAAUUAUUGAGUUUGGUUAUAUGGCUGUUAUUUCUAAAAAAAAAAAACUUUAAAUCAUAUUAAUCCUUCAGUGUUUUGGAAGGGGGGCUAACAAACCAAACCAGUCAUGCUAAGGUUAAAUUGACUUUCUCCUUUGCAGUGCCAAAAAAAAAAAAAAUUUAACCUUGGCGUAAAUAUACUUACUUUAUACUUAUUUUUUACAUCAGAUAUUUUGCUUGGCAUUAUAUAGAUAAGCAUUCUUAUGGUUUACUUUAACGCUAUUUGGGGGGUGGAAAUAUUUGCAUUUGUUGAUUUUGUUGCAUAAUUUUUGUUAAUAAAAAGCAAAUUUGCCUCUUGUUUACCAAAUCUGAAUAUAUUUUUGCAAUAAAUUGAAAUCUAAGCCAUCAGUUUGUUGAUUUGUGAUUUUUAUUUUUAAAUAAC
This is a messenger RNA of Pelobates cultripes (western spadefoot toad), 4024 nucleotides long. Lineage: Eukaryota; Metazoa; Chordata; Amphibia; Anura; Pelobatidae. The record is from the annotation of a GenBank genome assembly.